UUAUUUUUCAGUGUGCUAGAGCUGCUAAAAUGCAAAUCAUCACCUCAUCACAGCAGAAAGGCCAUUCCUCUUGAGAGAGAUCAUGUGACUUCAGAUGUGAAGCAGAUAACUUCAGCCCAUCCCUUUCUCUGCCUGAGAUUCAGGGUGCAUGGUGACAAAACAGCUCUUCAACAGCAUGCAUACACUGCAGCUGGAGGGCUACAGCCAUGAGCUUGCACAUCAGGCUGAAUGAUGAACACAGCGUUUCCCCUGAAUGUUUCUGAAGAGCUGUGCUCAAGAAAUUUACUCUCAGGAAGCUGUUUAAAUAGGUGGAGAGCAAGUGCAUUGCAUCUCCUAGCUCCAGAACCCCAGAGAGAAUCCGAGCACCUGUUCUGCAGAGCCUCACCCGUCAUUGUGCAAUUCUGCUGCCAAAAAGGGGCUGCUUUCUCCUGAAAAAAAAAGAAUCUUCUAAAGUGCUAGGAAGAGCCUGGAGGGGUAUAACCCUCAUCACUGAAUGAAUGACACAGGAAAUGUGUAUAACAGCUGAAAGACACGUGCUUCAUAUCAGCAGCAGUUGAAACUGAUGGGAAGCAUUAUUGGAACCAUGGGGUGCAGCAGUUCUAUAGCUGACAGAACAUCAGAGAACGUCAUUAGAUCUGCUGUCCUUAUCCAGAAUUGGUACCGCUUCAGAAUGGCCCAGCUAGAGAUGAGGCGGCGCUAUUCUCUGAGUAUCUUUCAGUCAAUUGAAUAUGCUGAUGAGCAAGAUCAACUACAGCUAUCCAACUUUUUUACAUUCAUGCUGGAUCACUGUACUCCAACUGAUGCAGAUAACAGAACCCAAAAUGGAGUGGAAAGAUUCCAAAAGUUCUCUGGACAGAGAAAGCUGGACACUGCUUUUCCAGUUUCUGAAAUUUUUGCCAACCCUAAAGUUUCUCAUGUGGUAGAAGAAGGCUUAAGUUUAACAGAAUUUGAAAAGAAGAUUGAUGUUCCAGACUCUUAUUAUGGACCCCGACUCUCUUUCCCUCUUACUAUUAAUGAUGCCAAUGCUCUUCUUCAUGCUUUCAAGAGUGAACAACUGCUUCAUGCCCGUUAUGUACUGCAGCUGCUAUAUGAAACUAGGAGGGUUCUCAAGGAGAUGCCAAAUAUCACCCGUAUUUCAACUUCCUACUCCAAGGAGAUAACUGUCUGCGGAGAUUUGCAUGGAAACUUGGAUGAUCUUUUGCUGAUAUUCUAUAAGAAUGGUCUGCCUUCAGAACAAAAUCCUUACGUCUUUAACGGUGAUUUUGUUGACAGAGGGAAAAAUUCUAUGGAAAUUCUUAUAAUCCUGUUUGCAUUUCUUCUUAUCUACCCCAAUAAUUUACAUUUGAAUAGAGGAAACCAUGAAGACUACAUCAUGAACCUGAGAUACGGCUUCACAAAGGAAGUUUCGAGGAAGUACAAGGACCAUGGGGAUCAGAUUUUGUGUCUUCUGCAAGAUGUCUUUAGCUGGCUUCCCCUUGCCACUAUAAUUAAUAACAAAGUUCUUAUCCUGCAUGGAGGGAUUUCAGACACCACAGAUUUGGAUUUCCUGAAUGCACUUGAGAGAAAUAAGGUGAAAUCUUUGUUGCAGCCUCCGAAGUCAGUAAGACUCAGACAAGACCAAGUGAAGGAGAGCAUUCCUACAACCAGACCCAGUGAAAAGAUUGCCAGCCAGAAUCUUGCACGGAAAACCCAACACAUCUCUUCAUCAGGCUCCACUAGGCCUUCAGGCUCAAAUUUGUCUUCAGACCCUUCUGAGAAGGAAUGGAAACAAAUCCUUGACAUUCUCUGGAGUGACCCAAGAAGCCAAAGGGGCUGUACACCAAACAAGAGUCGAGGAGGAGGUUGUUACUUUGGUCCUGAUGUCACUGCCAAGCUGUUUAAAAAGUAUAAUCUGAAGAUGCUCAUCAGGUCUCAUGAAUUUAAGCCAGAAGGUUAUGAUAUCAGUCACAAUGGGAAGGUUAUCACUAUAUUUUCUGCCUCUAACUAUUACGAAGAGGGGAGCAACCGGGGAGCGUACAUCAAACUGAAUCCUGAACUGAUUCCUCGGUUUGUACAGUAUCAAGUCAGCGAGCACACACAGAGGCAGAAUCUUCACAAUAGGGUGGGUACAAUUGAAUCAUCUGCCUUAAAGUCCUUACGAGAGCAGAUUUAUGCUUACAAGCCUGAACUUACUAGUGCUUUUGCACAGUAUGACCUCAAUGGCACAGGCAGGAUUUCUGUCCAUGACUGGGCUGCUGCAAUGGAGUCUGUCCUACAGCUGGGACUGCCUUGGAGGAUGCUGCGCUCUCAGUUAGUACAGCUGACCCCAGAUGGAGAAGUUGAUUUCAUGUCCUGUUUUUAUGAUCUGAAAAUAAGUCAACCUGUAAAGGAGGUUCAGCCAGCUUUGGUGGAGACACUGUGCAGAUACAGAAAGGAUCUGGAGCUCAUCUUUAAUAUAAUUGACAAAGAUCACUCAGGUCUGAUUUCCCUUGAGGAGUUUCGCCACACAUGGAAACUCUUCACUUCUCACCUGGGCAUUGACGUAACUGAUGAAACCCUUGGCAAGUUAGUCCUCAGCAUAGACUACAACAAAGAUGGCUACAUUGACUUCAGUGAGUUUUUAGAGGCCUUUCAUGUGGUUCAUAGACUAGAGAGAAAGGCAAACUCAUGAAAAAGCAGAUCUUGUGGGCUACCAUAGCAGCUCACACUCCCAUUGAAAUCAUAAGCAGUCUGGGAGACUGGCAAUAAAUUGGCUCAGUAUGGUA
Messenger RNA from Pezoporus occidentalis (night parrot), 2744 nucleotides. RefSeq names its product protein phosphatase with EF-hand domain 1 (gene PPEF1). The record is from RefSeq and is a predicted model, not a curated record. The transcript is spliced from 19 exons. Gene Ontology annotation, molecular function: phosphoprotein phosphatase activity; calcium ion binding; manganese ion binding. Bases 563 to 2650 code for a protein of 695 amino acids. NCBI's taxonomy places the organism in Eukaryota, Metazoa, Chordata, Aves, Psittaciformes, Psittacidae. Gene Ontology annotation, biological process: detection of stimulus involved in sensory perception.